AAACACAGACACAGACAAAGACACAAACACAGACACAGACACAGACACAGACACAGACACAGACACAGACACAGACACAGACACAGACACAGACACAGACACAGACACAGACACAGACACAGACACAGACACAGACACAGACACAGACACAGUCACAGACACAGACACACACACACUCAGCACUACACUGGCAGAGGUGUACCAAAUCCAGUUCCAACCCGGCAUUGUCAUAUUCGAGAAGCGUGCUUCUCAGCUUAGGUUUAAGGGUUUUAGGGGGUUAAAGCCCACGCGCAUUAUCUCGCAAAUCACAUUGAACAUCAUAUGGUGCCAGUCUCAUUGUCAGAGUAUCUGA
Molecule: messenger RNA, 352 nt
Organism: Sphaeroforma arctica JP610
Lineage: Eukaryota; Ichthyosporea; Ichthyophonida
Exons: 2
Source: RefSeq, a predicted model, not a curated record